AUGGCUGCUAAAAUGUCUACCCAAGGCCCAUUGGCUCUCGCUGUUGUCGAUGCCCGCAACCCGGCCAGCGUAGCUAUGCCUGUCCGAGCCUUCUUCCUACACCCGAAGCAGACGGGGAUCCAUUGCAUCCUGAAUACCAGCCCUGUGGACUUCAGCGUUCGGCCAUAUGGCAGCAAACAUGCUACGGUUGAGCAUAUUGUGGGCCGUGAUAAGGCGCGCACGCCGUUGAAGGAGACGCCAUCCUGGAUUGACACCAUUCCCGAUGAACUGAAGCCAUUUUUCGAGCGUGACAAGGGAUGCGACGACUCAGAGGUCAGAGAGGAUACCAUCCUUGCUAUGCAGGCUACCGCGGUGACUCUCACCUCCAUUCUCAACGAGGCCACCCACGACUAUCAAGAUUGUAUGUUCUAUAUGAACAAGGAGUCUAUUGGAGACGUAUUACUCGACGAACGCCAUGCAUACAGAACCUACAACUUUAUCUGGAGACUUAACGAUGAUGAGCUCGCGGAAUACAAGAGAUUUAUUGACGCCCCUACUACCGGAGACGUACUCCGGGGCCAGAUACGCAAACUCUGUCAGCAGUAUAUCCAGCGAAUGUUUGACGAAGUUUACAUCGAUGGUCUAGACGAUAUGCUAUCAGAUAUUAAAAUGCUCGACAGUCACCUAGGGAAGAACCACAGCUGCGUCAUCGCUCUAGCCGGGGCCCCUUUAACCGAGGCACUCCCUCAUGUUGAAACGCUCCGCACUGCUCAAUUAUUUAUGCAAUACAACAUGAUUGAUGCGGAAACCAAAGAGCAGGUGGCCAUGGACCUUCGCAACGAUGUUGAAGAAGAGCACCUUCCUCAUCAAGUGUUGGUAAUGGGUAGUGCCAAGAAUUCAUGGCUCGAGCUCACGGACGACGAGCUGAACGACUUGUUCACCAAAUCUCCCCAACUCCGGGACUAUUUCCGGCACCAUAAACAGGAGUCUCGCGAAGAUGGGGGCUAUUGGGUGCAUGAGGUGGUCAUGGCCGUGGCGGCAGAGGCUACGGCAAAGGGCACAGAUCUUCAAUCAACAGCGUCAAAGAUGUACAUCAUCGUGGAUGCGGAUGAAAUGUUAGCUCUGAUGUCCGAGAAUGGCGAGGCCGGGCCAAGCUCAGGAUAUCCUUCUUUAAGCGACGAGCAGAAACAGGACGUGAGGCUUAAGUUGCUUCAAUCCAUGAAGACGUCUCCCCCGGGCCAGCUUGUAUGGUGGCAGUGA
This is a messenger RNA of Sparassis crispa, 1239 nucleotides long. RefSeq lists its product as hypothetical. Lineage: Eukaryota; Fungi; Basidiomycota; Agaricomycetes; Polyporales; Sparassidaceae. The transcript has a single exon. Bases 1 to 1239 code for a protein of 412 amino acids. The record is from RefSeq and is a predicted model, not a curated record.